Molecule: messenger RNA, 483 nt
Organism: Encephalitozoon hellem ATCC 50504
Lineage: Eukaryota; Fungi; Microsporidia; Unikaryonidae
Product: ribosomal protein L21
Exons: 1
Coding region: 1-483 (160 amino acids)
Biological process (GO): translation
Cellular component (GO): cytosolic large ribosomal subunit; ribosome
Molecular function (GO): structural constituent of ribosome
Source: RefSeq, a predicted model, not a curated record
AUGAGAAGUAAGGGAUACAGAAGAGGAACGAGGUCUCUGUUUUCGCAAGACCACAGAAAGCAUGGUGUUGCACAUGUGUCGAAAUAUCUUGAGAAGUAUGAGAUAGGUGACAUGGUUGAUAUUGUAGUCAACCCGGCCAUGAUGAAGGGAAUGCCUCACAAGUACUACCAUGGAAGAACGGGGCGUGUCUACGAUGUGAAGCCCAGGUCUGUUAACAUUGCUCUUUACAAAAGGGUCCGCGGGAAGUAUGUGAUCAAGAAGGUGAUUGCACGUAUCGAGCAUGUGAGGAAGAGUAGGUGCUGCGAGGAGAGCCGUGAAAGGAUUCUCAAGGCCUCUGAGCUUGCAAAGAGUGCUGAGGCCAAAGGAAUGGUGCUUCCUCCGAUCAAGAGAAAGAUUGAGGGGCCGAGGAAGAGCAUGGAGAUAUCUCUUGAGAACAACCAGCCGAUCGAAGUUGGCCAUGAGCCUCACAUAGUGAUCUUCUAA